UACCAAGUCACAGAACGGAAGACGAAGCCUACGACGAUCACAACAGAUUGCUCCAGCAGUUGCAUACGCAGUGGUGCUCCCCGUCGUAUUGAGGGUAAAAGGAUGGGACAGCGCCAAGAACUCUGGAGACCCUUGUAUCUCAAGGCAACUCACGACAGGUUAUUUGAUAAAGAUUGCAUCAAAACCCACAUGGGCGACGACAGUGUCCUAUUAUAUUCAAAAAGUUUACUUUAGCUCGAACACUUUACCCGAGGUUUCUAAAAUACAUAAAGUGCCAGAAUCAUGAAGGGAAUCCCCACUUUUGCACUGUGAAAGCCGUGCACCGUGAUGAACUCCACUGAAGAUGUAUUUCAGCUCGGGUCGGUUCUUUGGAGCCUCAAUUACGCCAAUGUGGCUGUAACUUCGUUCUGGGCAUAUGACUACUUCCUGACGUUGGCCGAUGAGGUUGAAUUUUUGAAGCACUCACAGUGGAAAUGGACGAAGCUGCUUUACCUUGUCUGCCGAUAUCUUACCUGUGGUUACUUGUCAUUGACGAUGCUUGUGGCAUUUCGACCCACGAUGUCGAUUCACGUGUGUCGAGUGAUGUACUCUAUAAACACAUAUCUAGGAGGUGUAAUUCUGGUGUGUGCCGAAGGUGUCUUCUUGGCGCGCGCUUGCGCACUUUGGGAAUUUAGGAGGCGCAUGGUAGUGAUGUUCCUGACCAACGCGGCAAUAUACGUUAUUGCUAUCCCUGUUGUGCUCUCGAUUGGUCGAUUCGCCCCUAGGAUUACUAAAUCUCCCAUUCCUGUCACAGGCUGCUUUGACACUGGCGAGGGUAGCAGCAUCAUAAUCGUCUAUGUGAUACUGGCUAUGGCGGAGAUACAAAUAUGGAUGCUCACACUGUACAAGGCCGUGACCAGCUACUGGCGAGAGGGAACCCAUAAUCGCUUGUUGGGACAGCUGAUCCUUCACAAUAUCAUUUACCUUACCUGCGGACUCAUCUUCUCGCUCUCAGUCAUAUUAACGACAGUGUGUGUCGAGGAAUAUUACGGUUUCAUGAUUGUGAAGUUUGUUCGUAUUUGGCAAGUAACUGUUCAUGCCUUUCUUGUGACAAGGAUGAGCCGUGGACUCUGGAAAGUAGACCAGCGGCGUGCUUCACUAGAAUCCUUACCUCCUCAUCUGUAAUGUUAACUCAAAU
Suillus paluster is the source of this 1177-nucleotide messenger RNA. RefSeq lists its product as uncharacterized. The record is from RefSeq and is a predicted model, not a curated record. The coding region runs from base 328 to 1164 and encodes 278 amino acids. The transcript is spliced from 15 exons. NCBI's taxonomy places the organism in Eukaryota, Fungi, Basidiomycota, Agaricomycetes, Boletales, Suillaceae.